CUGUCAAAUUACUCGAAACAAAAUAUUACAAGUCGACGCGUAAUUUUACGUGAACUCAAAACGAUUUGCAGUCGGUUCUGGUUUAAUUCUUAAAAUUUUAGCUAUCAUUUCGUUAAACACAAUGUCUAAACCAGGAGAAAAAGCCUUGCAAGCCAUGAAGGAACUGGAUAAGUCGGUAUCAGUGUUUAAGAAACCUGUAGUUCCAAAAACUAAGAAGGAGAAGAAAAUCAUUUUGAACGAGGAAACUUAUCUGGAGGAAAUGGCUAAAAUUAUCCAACGAGAUUUUUUUCCGGAUCUCAAAAAACUGAAAGCGCAGAACGAAUAUUUGGAUGCCCUGGCAAGCAAUGACAUUGUGAAACUACGCCAAAUAUUCUCCAAAUACAACUCGAAAUCACCUCUAAUACGAGAACCCAGCCCUGCUACCUUUGAGACGCCUUUGCCUAGUGCUUCCCUUGCACCUGAUGAACCUCCCUCUGUUCGAUCAAUCGCAAGCUCUUCUUCGACCAGGAGCAACAAAUCUAUCGCUGACAAACACUCCUUGGAUUCGUUCCUGUUCAACUAUACCAGCGAAGAUAACGACAGUUUUCAGGAAAUCAUGGAAGCAGCUGAUAAAAAGCUCCGGCAAAAAUUCGCUAUUCUCUAUGAUGCAGAAGGCUCCAGUCGAUUGAGCUUGGAUAAGCAACUGGCCCUUCCGAGUAUCGAAAGCCAAUUCGAUAAAAAGGACAAGCCUAAGGAGCUGGACAUGUGGACUUACAAGAACAAGAACUACAUAAUGUACAUCCCGGAUGGCGUGGCACUUAGCCGAGAGGAGGAAAUCGAACUGGCAAACAAGAAGCAAGAAAUCGAACACAACAAUACCCGGUUGAAGGUAAAUCCUUUCAACGAGAACGAGAGCAAACAAGCAAUAGUCGAAGCGGCCAAGUCGCAAGCUAAGUGCCUUCCGGAGAAGAUUGGCGUAGACGGUAAACUGAUCGAAGCAUCUCUUACGCCAGCUGUUCGUGGAUUCAGUUUCGUCAAAAGUCCUUCACCCUGCCCAGGAGUAACUGAUAGCCCACUGUUCACGUGGGGUGAAAUCGAAGGAACGCCUUUCCGUUUAGAUGGUGGGGAUACUCCAUUGCAUCCAGCAUCGGCAGGUCCAUCGUUUCACAUAGCUGAAACAUCGAAACGUGAAACAAUAGCCCUCCAAUUAGCGGAAAAGGCAGCUGAACAGUCCCGCUCAAAAAAAGCCAAAGCCAUCGAAGCGGCGCGACGGAACAUUGCGUCACCGGUAAUCCGAAACACGUUCGAUCGACUGGCCAGUAUGUCCCCGGCGGCACGAAGGCUCGCCACCAACAAGCUGGGAUUCAUCAACACUCCCAGCCCAAUGCGAACUCCGGCUAGUUCGGUUAUGACGACACCAAGACUGCAGUCACAGUCCCGCAGGUCAAGACCAACCCCAUCGCCUGCAGGGAUGGUGCGGAGAAAAACGCCCAUGGCGGCCGUCAGGACAGACAACAGCAGUGGCAGUAGCGUUACAGCAAGUGAAGGGUCCUCUAGUGGCUUGGAUACUCUGACCGAUAACCUUUUGGAUAUUCCUUCGGCUGGUAAGCGACCGAAAGCUGCCGAUUUCUUCUGAGGUGGUUAAUGAAGUUUAUUUUUUAAAUGAAUACCGUUAAGUUAUUUAAAUUUGAAAUGGAAUAAUAAUUUGUAAUACUGAAGCUAAAA
This is a messenger RNA of Aedes aegypti (yellow fever mosquito), 1704 nucleotides long. It is a transcript of the gene Es2, whose product is annotated as protein DGCR14 homolog. NCBI's taxonomy places the organism in Eukaryota, Metazoa, Arthropoda, Insecta, Diptera, Culicidae. The record is from RefSeq and is a predicted model, not a curated record. Bases 122 to 1615 code for a protein of 497 amino acids. The transcript is spliced from 3 exons. Gene Ontology annotation, cellular component: catalytic step 2 spliceosome.